AUGGUGUCCUUUAUGUUAAAGAUUACUCUAACUGGUCCUUUACUUUUUUUAGACAAUGCAAGUGAGGCAUUACGUUACGGGUUUCAUCAGACCCAACAAUGCAAUAAUUUCGAGAAAGCAUUUUUGUGUAUUAGAAAAUGUUUAGACUUCCGUUAUGAUGUUGCUUUUUCCGAUAAGGAUUGCUAUUGCACUUGUUAUAUCAAAAAAGAGAAGGGAAAAUAUAAAUAUCUUGGCGCGGUAACACAGUGGAAGUUGGGUGCCCCCACAACUAAAAUGCCAGCAUGGGCACUACCGGAUAACUCUCUAUUCGUGAACCAUCAAGAGGAUGAAGCUAUUGGUGCAGAAUUGCAAGGAGAUAAUUUGCAUGGAGAUAAGCCGGAUGGUGACAAUGAUGAUAACACCGAAAAUCAUGACAAUCAACAUAAUAGUACCAUCGGUAAUUCUGAUGUUCAACAUAAUGUUAAUGUUACUACUGCUGUUACGGUGGAUAAUAGUACUAAUGCAGAUAAUAUUAAAACUGAUUUAACUAAUACAGCAAGUGAUAGCGCUGUUAACGGUUUUGCAGACACAACUGUGGCUUCUGUAAAUCAAUAAUAAUAAAAUAUAUAUGAAUGUAAAUUUAA
Molecule: messenger RNA, 623 nt
Organism: Galleria mellonella (greater wax moth)
Lineage: Eukaryota; Metazoa; Arthropoda; Insecta; Lepidoptera; Pyralidae
Exons: 2
Coding region: 1-594 (197 amino acids)
Source: RefSeq, a predicted model, not a curated record